Trichoderma asperellum CBS 433.97 is the source of this 1510-nucleotide messenger RNA. RefSeq lists its product as uncharacterized. NCBI's taxonomy places the organism in Eukaryota, Fungi, Ascomycota, Sordariomycetes, Hypocreales, Hypocreaceae. The record is from RefSeq and is a predicted model, not a curated record.
CCAGCAGGGGCUCCAGCAGCUCAGCGCGGACGGCACCAGGCUAAUUGAACAGACGCCCACAAUGGCCACACCAAGCCGGGCGAUUUGAAGCACCCCCGGCUAGCGCUCCGUAUUAAUCCUGGGAGCCCAGGUAAGCCGCAAUCCCAUUAAUAAAUCCAGCCUCCUCCCCCUGGCCGAUUGUUUCGUCUUCCUCUUCUUCGCAAACGAAACAGACUUACUUCAUAGUCGAUCUAUUUCCCACCUUCGGAGCAGGACUCUCCCUUCCUCUUGCAACCCACAUUCCUUCAAUUCACUUGCACUUUCGCCUCUACGGCACUUUGCUAUAUCAGGUCCUGUUGAACAGAACAACAUCGCGACACCACCGCUCCUUAAGCCAAACAGUUAUUCAAAAUGAAGACCUUUACCGUUGCUUCUGCCUUCCUCGUUGCGGCCGCUGCCGCCAAGCCUCACCACGGCCGCCACGCUCACCACCACGCUGCUCGUGAUGCCGUCGUGACCGAGAUCGAGUGGCACACGGAGUACGUCACCCAGACUGAGAUUAUCGACUCUACCACCACCUACUUGGUCCAGGACGGCAAGACCACUCCUGUUGCGGCUCCCACCAGCAGCGGCCUUGCUGCCUCUGCCGGCGAGUUCCUUGAGCCUUCGUCUUCCACCGCUCCCAGCUCCUCGACCACUCCCGCUGUUCCUACUACCAGCAGCCAGGCGCCUCCUCCUCCUCCUCCGACCACUGCUGCGGCCUCGUCUUCGUCCGUCUUCACGCCGCCGCCUCCUCCUCCCCAGACCUCUUCUCAGGUCUCGGUCCAGGCUGUGCCUCCUCCCGCGCCCUCAAGCUCCUCUGCGGCUCCUCCUCCUCCUCCUCCGGCUUCGACUCCUAGCCCCUCUCCUUCUCCCUCUCCUAGCCCCAGCCAGCCUGCUGCUGGUGGCAGCAGCGGAAGCAGCAGCGGCAGCAGCUUCCACGGCGACAUCACCUACUACACUGUCGGCCUCGGCUCUUGCGGUGUCGACAACACUGGCGAUGACACCACCCAGAACCUCGUCGCCAUCAACUGGGAGCAGAUGGGUGCUCAGUCCAACGGCAACCCCAUGUGCGGCAAGACCAUCACCAUCAGCGCUGGCGGCAAGACCACCACCGCCCUCGUCGUCGACAAGUGCAUGGGCUGUGCCUCCGGCUCCAUCGAUGUCAGCGAGAAGGUCUUCACCGAUCUCUUCGGCAGCCUUACCGCCGGCCGUGCUCCUUGCAGCUGGUCUUUCAACUAAGCUGUCUCCAAGACAAUCUGUGCAUGAUGGGUAUAUGUAUCCUCUGCCAGGCUUCGCCUCAAAUCUCAAGGCACACAUAUACCCUAGACCGUCUUUUGGACAAAAAUUCACGUUAUACCCUACAUUCGUUUGAUUUAACUUGUUUGGAUUCACCAUCCCUGGCGUGGAUGGGAAUGCGAUAUGGAAUAGGAAAAUGAUUACUUUAUUAUUUUUUAUUUAUUCUUCACACAUUUUUUGAAAUUUUGUCCCG